Molecule: messenger RNA, 1527 nt
Organism: Didymodactylos carnosus
Lineage: Eukaryota; Metazoa; Rotifera; Eurotatoria; Philodinida; Philodinidae
Source: the annotation of a GenBank genome assembly
AUGUUAAUUGGUUUUAGAGUUUAUGAAUAUGAAACAGAUACUAUUGCUUAUUUGCAACCUAUAUUAAAAGGUUUACGUUUGAGUCGUUCUCCACUACAAAUGCGAUGUAUACCAUCACAUAAUAAUAAACGUGAACAAGCUUUAGAACGUCGUUCUACAGAUCUGAUAGAACGGAUAAAAUUUUUGAUACAAAAUGUGUUUAAUGUACUAAAAGUAUUGAAUGGUAUUGAAGAUUUGAAGUUUCAUACCAUAGCAAAAGAGACGCUGACGAGAAUAAAAGAAAAUAUUCAAAUAUUAUAUAGCAAAAAUGAUGAUGAUAGUAAUAUCGAUGAUGGCUUGUUGGAUCGCCCAUGGAUAGCCCAUUCGUCAAUGGGCUAUCCAAAUAAUAUUGACCUUAAAGACUUAGCGGUUGUACGAAUAACAACAGUAUCAAAACCGCCGAAAAAAUCAAUGAAAAUAACAUUAGCUGCAGUGAAAGCAGCUGUACGUAUAUACGAUGAUAUAUUUUAUCCGCAAGCGUUGCAUUUAUUUUAUUCUGAACCAGAUAAUCACCAAAAAGAAAUUGGUAACCUUGAACAUCAACAUGCAAUAUUACAAACACCAUUUAAUACAUUUUCAUUAAGCACAUUAACUAGAAGUGGUUGUAUUUUUCAUAAUCAUAACAGAGAUAAAAUUGAUGUCUAUGGAUUAUUAGCAAAUUCAGUUGAAAAAAAUUUUUUAUCAUAUGGUCAGUAUCUCGAGACACUAAGACGUCUUCUUCCAUCGUGGAUGAUUAAAUUUACUGAUGAAGAUGACACAAAUUUGUCGAAUUAUAGUAAGACGUUAAUAAAUAAUUAUGGUAUAUCACGGGAGAAAUAUGUAAAAAACUGUGAAAUAAAUUUGGAUCACGCAGAUGGUUUCAAAUUAAGUCUAGACGGUGAAGAAAGAAUAAAAAUACAAUAUGAAUUCUUAAGAUUGUUAAAUGAAAAACUAUUUAAAAUCGAACAAUUAGACAUAAGUAUGACACCACAGAUACUUAUAACAGAUGGCUUUACAGAAAUGGAAGAAAUAGUAAAUGGUGUUGAUCAAUCAGCUGUUAGUAAAUUAAAUGAUGAGAACAAUACAAAUGGAUUAUCCAUAAAUGAUUAUACCGGAGAUAUAAAUGUACUAGUAUCGAAUUUUAUAGCAGAUCAUAUCCCAAGUACCCAAAGAAAACAAAAUAUUGAAGGCAAUACAAUAAAUUUAUUACAACACGUUCUUGAAGUAGUUGAAAAUAUGGAUGUUGCUAGCCAGUUGAAUUGUAGAAUACGUGGUGUAUUGGGUGAAAAAAUAAAAGAUAUAUGUGGAAAAGUUUUGAUGAUAGAUUCACCGUUGCUAUCGCGAACGCUAUUGAAUCGAUCUAUAAGCGGUCACGAUAUGACUGACAUAUACAAAGCAUGUGAAGUAUUAAUUAAAAUGAAAUUAUUAUCGUUAAAAACAAAUGUUUUGGCUAAUAAACAUAGUUAUCAACCUUAUUAUUUGGAAUUAUUACCAAAUACAGUAGUCUAA